Orbilia oligospora ATCC 24927 is the source of this 1686-nucleotide messenger RNA. RefSeq lists its product as uncharacterized. Bases 1 to 1686 code for a protein of 561 amino acids. The record is from RefSeq and is a predicted model, not a curated record. NCBI's taxonomy places the organism in Eukaryota, Fungi, Ascomycota, Orbiliomycetes, Orbiliales, Orbiliaceae. The transcript has a single exon.
AUGAAGUUCAUGUAUCUUCAUAUAUACUUAUUCCUCUUGGCUGCUUUUAACUUACGAUUAACGCACGGUUGGAUGUUCAGGUUCCUCUAUGAUCCACCAAAUCAAUUUUACCAAGGAAAGAAAACUGGCGGUAGCUUCGUCCAGGUCUCCCCAAAGCCUUGUACGGAUAUGCAACGGCGAGCACGGGACGCCGAGGGAAUAAGGCGAGAGUUCGUUGGUAUAUCCAUUAUACAAGGGGAUCCGAGCCUUCCACCAAAAACAGGCUUCCAGUUGCCCAGUCCUGAUCAAUUUGUGAGCAGUGUCCCUGUGAGAUACCUUGGAUUCUGGACAAGGGGGGACUGUGACCGACUCCCCAGCGCAAUUGCCCAUUUUUAUUCAACUCCCAGUACAGUACAAAAAGCCAACUUCUCGUUGUUGGAAGACUACGGGCUUAAUCAUGAUAUGAAAUGGAAGGAUCGAAAGUGGUGGAGUUGGGCGGAAUUAAUCGAUUUACCCAACGGUGCUCCUCAGUUCCCGGAGAUACCAGCCGGGGCAAUGGCUGCCCGGACGACUCGGGAUGGGUUUUUCAACUUAAAUUCGCGUGCAGAGUUCUUGAUCGCUCAUGACACGAUUACAGUAGAUCCCAUAAACUCACACUUCAGAUCGAAGGAUGUUCCCAAAGAUUCAAAACCAACCGUGGAAAAGAAAGAGUUAACGAUGAACCCCGCGGUACCAUUAGCAGAUACAUCGGGUGCAAAUGGCAAUAGAUAUUCUGUGGGAGGUCCCGAGAAAAUCGUUGGGACAAGCCCCAGCCAGCCAGUGAUAGUACAGGCUGACACGGAUACCCAACGAGCUACCCCUGAUCGAAAAACAAGUUCUCAGUUAGAAAAGGGGCCAGAAACAGCCGAACUGGCUGCAGUUGGGUCAAAUGACAGGACUUCACUUAUUGAUUCUUUGAUGUCAUCCGGAGGGAAAGCACUACUUGCGGGGCAAGAGGUCGCAAAGCAGCAAUUAGAAUCAGAACUUCUUUUAAUCUCUAGUGAAGAACUCAUAAAACUACGACAACACCCCUUGUAUCAGCUUCCCAAGUUUCAGUUGGCAGAUCUACUGUUGCGGACACGAUUAGAGAAAGAAUUCAAAGACCUCCCAGAAGACGAGCGGGAGAGUGAAAUCCAAUUCAAGCUCGCAAUGGCAGACUAUGAGAGGCAAGGAGGAAUAGACGCUAAUUCGUCCGAAAUCUCCGAAGAAGGCGGUGUCUUUGAGGAGUACCUCGAAAAGGCUAUACGCCAAACUGGUGCUCAAGGAACGGACACGAAGAUGGAGGAAGAAUAUAGUGAAGAAUACGAAGGCCAGAAUUACGGAGACUAUAUCAAAAAUCUGCUUGAAAAGGAAUCUUCUCCCGAAAGUGAGGGCGAUGAUGAUGAUCUGGUGAAAAUCGAAGAGUUUCUUAAAAAAGAGCUAAGCACAGCGGUUCAGCUGGAAGACAAUAGAGCAGGCGGAUACGCACAAGAUGCAGUGAAAAUUGAAGCUGAUGAUACUAGUUUGGGAAGAUUUUCCAGGCCUAGGUCUGUGAUAAGAACCUUGGAUGCAUCUCAGAUAGAUGCUCAACUAAAGCGCCUGGCUCCUCAAAUGGAGAUGAGUGGCGUUCCUCCAGAAACAGAAUAUGAUCGGCUUAUCAGUGAAACGAUCGUUAAGGAGGAAAACUAG